UACCCUUCGUUUCUUGGCGCAACAAUUUAUCGUUUUUUACGGAGGCCUCAUGGAUCCGUGUCCUUUUGUGCGAAUCAAUAUCGGAAACUUAGCACUGACGUUCCCGGCGGAGGCGAGACCCUCGUCGUCGUCUUCUUUUUACUGUAAGAUCAGGCUGACCGGCAAGUUCUCUACCCAGUUUUCGACGGUGCCGGUGAUCCAAAAGGCCGAUGGAGUCGUCGAGAGUAGGGUUCAUGCCUGUUACAACUUGAAAAAGCCGGAGCUGGAGAGGAUUCUGGAGCUGUUGAGCGCAAAGGGGAAACCCUGCGCGUUGAGGAUUGAGGUUUAUGCCGAGAACAAUGGCGUUUCGUGUUUGAAUGGCGGGAAGCGAUUGGGGAGCGUUUUGGUGGUGCCGCUGGAUUUGAAGGGGUUGGAAACUAGUGUGAGUAGUAGCAGGGGUUUUGUGUUUCAGUCGGGAUGGGUUUCUAUUCCGGGUUCUGCGGCGAUGCUCCACCUGAACGUGAAGGCGGAGCCCGACCCGAGAUUCGUGUUCCAGUUUGACGGCGAACCUGAGUGUAGUCCACAAGUGUUUCAGGUCAACGGGAAUGUUAAGCAGCCGGUUUUCUCCUGCAAAUUCAGUUUCAGAAACUGCGGAGAUAGGACCCUGAGAUCCAGAUCUUCAUAUUUAGAAUCGAGCACAUCAAGGAGAUGCUUUAGUGCAUCUGAUAGUAAAGAAAAGGCUGUUAAAGAGCGAAAAGGAUGGUCCAUCACCAUCCAUGAUCUGUCUGGUUCACCUGUGGCGGCGGCGUCAAUGGUGACCCCAUUUGUUCCCUCGCCGGGGAGUGAUAGGGUGAGCAGGUCAAAUCCUGGGGCCUGGCUCAUUCUCCGGCCCGGCGACGGCACCUGGAAGCCCUGGGGCCGCCUGGAAGCUUGGCGGGAGUGCUCCGGCGCCGGAGAUUCCAUCGGGUUCCGGUUUGAGCUCAUCCCGGACGGCGCCACGGACACAAUAACGCUGGUGAAAUCUUCAAUCUGCCUGAAGAAUGGCGGCAAGUUCAGCAUAGACAUGGCUAAUGGACCUACCCCGUUGACCAGUCCCAACAGCAGCUUCGACUUUAGCUUGGGGUCCGGGUCUGACCUCGGAUCCGCCCCCGGAUCCGGGUCAUGGGCCUGCCCCUUCUACGGCGGAUUCGUUAUGUCGUCCACCGUCGGCGGCGACGGGAAAUGCUGCAAGCCGGAGGUGGAAAUCGGGGUGCAGCACGUGACCUGCGCCGAGGACGCCGCCGCCUUUGUGGCUUUAUCCGCCGCCAUGGAUCUAAGCGUCGACGCUUGCCGAUCAUUCUCUCAAAAGCUCCGGAAAGAACUGAGGCAAUCGGAUCAAGAAUGACGAUAAUCCGGGUCGGGUCAGGUUUCCUUCCCGCGAAGGGUAAACCUCGGACGUCGGUUUAACUAAUUAACCAACUGACAGCUCAUCUUACCUGGCUUUUUUUUUUUUUCCUUUAUUAUUUCUAUUU
Messenger RNA from Ipomoea nil (Japanese morning glory), 1490 nucleotides. RefSeq lists its product as uncharacterized. NCBI's taxonomy places the organism in Eukaryota, Viridiplantae, Streptophyta, Magnoliopsida, Solanales, Convolvulaceae. The transcript has 2 exons. The coding region runs from base 50 to 1363 and encodes 437 amino acids. The record is from RefSeq and is a predicted model, not a curated record.